AUGCCGGCAAGCAGCCAAAACAGGCAAGGCAAAGCCUUUGCCACUUGGAUGGAGCGAUGCGAGGCGCUCUUAGAAGAACAAGACGAGGCCAACUACUUGGCCAAGAAGCAGCUGGCAGCGCAAGUCAGAGCUUACCUUGCAAACUGCGCCGAGACACAUGAGAAGGAGCAGCUUUUCAUGCGGCGCAGAGUAGGAGAAUUGCUUGGCGAUGAGCUUGGCAGGUAUGAGGACCGAGCUCCGUCGAAGUUUAGCACCAUUGCCACGCCAAAGUCGCAGUCUGGUGAAGAUGAUGAAGAUGAAGACGACGAGGAGCUGCAGAUCGAGGACUCCUGGAACUCAGCCAUGGUUAGGGCGAAGAGUGUAAAGCCAGCGAUCAAAAAAGAGAGGGCCGAAGGAUUAGAUCUGACUGCCGACGAGUUGUUCAAAAAGCUACUAGCACGCAGAUCGCGCAUGCCAGUGUCAAAGAGGUAUGUGCACAGAUGCUUGGACAAGUUCGUGAAGGCUUGGACAGACAAGUACGGCAGGUUCUCAUCGCUACUCCCAGAGGUGGAAGUUCCCUUUGGGGGACAGACCAUCGUUGUAGGCGACACGCAUGGCCAGCUUGAGGAUGUUUUGACCAUCUUCCUGGCACAUGGCACGCCCUCAAAUCGCAACAGGUACGUCUUUAAUGGGGACAUUGCAGACAGAGGUCCAAACGCUUGUGAGAUUUUUCUCCUGCUUUUUGCUUUCUUCAUCGAAGACCCGGACAGCCUUGUCAUCAUUCGAGGCAAUCAUGAGGACGAAGAGAUGAACAAGCUCACAAGCGAAGAAGGUGGUGGCUUUCACGACGAAGUUCUGAGGAAAUACACCGGCGGUAUCUUCAUGAAGUUCGAGGCAAUUUACAAGAUGCUGCCAUUGGCAGCAGUCGUGCAACAGGAACUAUUCGUCGUGCACGGAGGGUUGGCACGCAACGCCAAGUCAAACCUGACUCUUCCCUUCAUUCGCGACAUCGACGCUGGCAUUGUCAGUUGUCCACAUGGAGGUUGCUAUCCUCUGUGCCUUGAGGAACAGGUCUUUCAGGAUCUCCUCUGGUCAGAUCCACAGGAGAAGCUUGGUUGGGAGGCCAACCCGCGAGGUGCUGGAAUCAAGUGGGGCCCUGACCUCACAGCUGCCUUCCUCAAGCGAACAGGCUUGAAGUGGAUAAUUCGGUCGCAUCAGCUGCCGGAGGAGAAGCGUGGCUUCAGCACGCACCAUUUGGGCCUUGUCUACACGCUUUUCAGCGCUAGCAACUACUGCGGCACCUCUGGAAACAAGGGUGCUGUCUGUUUGCUGGAGCUUCGGCCGAACAGCAGCAUCAGCAACGAGGAAGGCUGUUGCUUGGCAGCUCGCUUCGAGGAGCAUUAUGCCCCGGCGUUGGAGCACGGCAAGCUGAAAGAGAUUUCAGAGCUCCCAGACAUCACAGCUCGCAGGGCUGCCCUGGAAGAAGCAGGUGCUGCACGCGCUUCUGAGGACAUACAGAAGGUCGGGAAGCGACAGGAGCGGGCGAUUCUCCAUCGCAUGGCUGGCAAAGUCGUGGAGCUUCGACCAGAACUUUGGGAGGAUUUCCGCAAGUGCGAUGACAAACGCACGGGCAAAGUCACCUUCUGUUCUUGGUGCGACAUACUGACCUCGGUUUGUGGUGAGAACUUUCCCUGGUCAAUGGGUGGUGAGCUGUGGGGUGUCACAGAAGCGGACAGCGAGGAGGAGAAGGCCGCGCAGGCUGACCUCCCGAAAGGAAAACGACUGGUCGACUACCGACGCUUUCUGCAUCGGUUUGAUGUAGGUGUGAACAAGGAGAAAUGGGUAGGCUGGAAGACGAUCCUCAUGAAGGACGCUUACGAGGCUUUGUACUGUCGAGAUGCCGAUUUGAAAGCAACGUUGGCGCUUUUUGAUCCAGAUCAUACUGGUAAGGUCAGCAUGCAAAACUUCUUGAAAGUCUUGCAAAGCGAAGUAGAAGUUGACGACAGCCCUGGGCAGCGGACAUCCCAUGUGCUCAGCACGUCUCAGCUGCAGUCACUUGCGCAUGGGCUAUUUCCGGCCGAAGAUGAAGAUGACGAUGCUCCACCGGAACUGAGCGUGCACGAGUUCUUCGAACGGUUCACAGUCAUCUAUCGGCAGGCAAAAGCCAUGACAGGUGACGAUCCCUUGGCCGAAUGGCGGGAUUCGCUCAACCACAUCGGUCACUUGCUGCUGAAGAAGGAUCGUAUGUCCAACCAGCCAGGCAUCACGCGAGUAAAGACUGGCGCCAGCAUACACUCGCGCAAGACUGUUUUUCAAGUACAGCGACUGGCCCACCAAUUUGAGAAAGGUGACGAGUCCGGGGAUGGAUUGCUGACCCGGAGCGAGCUUGUGGACUAUCUCAAGGGAUUGGAGGGGAUCGAGGACGUGAUGCACAAGGGUCACCCCAUAGGCGACGCAGACUUGGAAGAAUUGGCGCUGCAGCUGGACCAGCUCAGCGGCCGUGAGACUGGAAAGGUCAAUUUGUUCAGCUUCCUCGAGGCAUUUAUCGUGGAGCGGCCGGCUGGCCAGGACUUUGACGCAGCAGAGGAGUUCAUGUGUGAACACAUCCUCAGCUUUUUGUACCGACACAGGCAUGCCGUCUGCUGCGGUUGCCAUGAGGCAGAUGCAGCACUCACGGGCCGAAUAAGCUCCGGUGCGUUUGCAGAGGUGCUCAGGGGGAUUGACAUCUCCUUGGCAAAGACACGACGAACCUUCAGCGACGUUCAGAUCGAUGGCCUCGCAGAAUCGCUCGGCGAAGAAGAUGGAAGUUUUUCGUACUUUGAGCCACGUCCUCAGCGCUGUGUCAAAAUUUCAUGA
Molecule: messenger RNA, 2835 nt
Organism: Symbiodinium pilosum
Lineage: Eukaryota; Dinophyceae; Suessiales; Symbiodiniaceae
Source: the annotation of a GenBank genome assembly